Helianthus annuus (common sunflower) is the source of this 1009-nucleotide messenger RNA. RefSeq lists its product as uncharacterized. The transcript has 2 exons. The record is from RefSeq and is a predicted model, not a curated record. NCBI's taxonomy places the organism in Eukaryota, Viridiplantae, Streptophyta, Magnoliopsida, Asterales, Asteraceae. Bases 237 to 809 code for a protein of 190 amino acids.
CACAAAAUCCCCAAACUCCAUAACCUUCCAAGCUUCAUAUCUCCUUCAAUUCUUAGCCAAAUCAAGUGAAAUUUAAGUCUAACUUGACUAAUUUUUCACGUACUUGCUGAUUUUGCCAAGAAAUUUGCAAGAAAACGAAGUUUUCUGGUCCGAAUCACAAACCCUAUGUCCGAAAAUUUUGGGGGUUUUUGAAGCUUUUGUUUCAUUUGGGUGCUAGCAUCUUCAAACAAAGGAAAAUGGUACGAACGAAGGAAAGAGCGGGAGCUAGUUCAUCUUCUUCGUCUAAAGACAAGGGCAAACAGCCGGAAGAGCAACCAAAGAAGAGGCAAUACUUGGGAAGAGUUAGUGAGAGUGAAAGCGAGGAUGAAGAGAUGGUAGAAUUGGAUCCGGCUAACAAGCCAAAAUGGGAGUCGGGUCCGUUGGAUGAGCAACCGGAAGAAUGGCAGCCAACUCUAUACCAUGAUAGUAUGAACCGGUUGAAAAAUAAAGCAGCUGCAUUCAUCUGUGAAAGGGAGGUGAGAGAGGUUGAAUUUGGGCCAUUCAACGUGUUUGCCCAAUUCCGCGCCCUAGGAUGGGAGGCGGCUCUCAGUUGCUAUGAUAAGGAUAGCAAGAAUUUAUUCAUGGAUGAAAUUCAAGAGUGGAUGGCAAACCUCAAGUGCAAUAAAUAUGGUAGGCCAUCACAAAUGAAGUUAACGGGUGAGGUGAAUGGGAUUCCGGUAGAGAUGUCUUUCGAUACGCUAAAGAAAUUGGGGAAAUAUGAUAGUUUUCCGGCUCGUGACUACAUGAUUCUAGUCUUGAUGACCUUUUGAUAAGACCGGAGAAGCAUCCUCGUUGGAAUGAUAUGUUAGCGGCGUUGUUCUUCCCCGGUACUUAUAGUGGAGUCUUGUACCGGAAGAACUUGAAAAUUAAAGUGAAUUUGUUGUUAGCUAUUUGCAUUCUAAAUGUCAAACCGAGAAGAGGAGAUAAGGAGCAAGUGAGGUACCCGGAAGUACCCAUUAUCUAUUCGUUA